This is a messenger RNA of Melampsora larici-populina 98AG31, 309 nucleotides long. RefSeq lists its product as uncharacterized. Lineage: Eukaryota; Fungi; Basidiomycota; Pucciniomycetes; Pucciniales; Melampsoraceae. The transcript has a single exon. The coding region runs from base 1 to 309 and encodes 102 amino acids. The record is from RefSeq and is a predicted model, not a curated record.
AUGGCUGAAUGGGUUAAUGUACAAGGUCUCGAUAUCCCUGAUGACCGGCUUCCUAUAGCUCUUGGUCAAGUUUAUUUACCUCGUAAUUUACACAAAUUCUUACGCAUCAAAGAUCGUGAAGAAGUUACGGCAACCCACGGCGAGAUCCUCCAACUCAUAACUUGUUUCCAUCCAUCUACUCAUAUUUCAGGAAAUAUUUCCAACCCUCAAAGCGUGAUUGUGAUGUUUCAAUGGCUUGUCCUUCCUUGGAUCCUUUCCUUUGAAUCAAUGGACUACGAGACUAAUAUCAUGAAGUUCUCCAACGAGUGA